AUGCCAAAGAACACCAAGGUGACCCAGCGGGAGCACAGCAAUGAGCCGGUCACCGAGUCGGUGGCUGACCUGCUGUCUCUGGAGCACCCCAUGGACUAUAAGAGCAGCCAGAUGAGUAUGGGUCUGAGUCCAGGAUCCACUGCUCCUGGGAGGGCCCUGCUGCCUUCCCCUGACCCAGACGCUGAGGACGGCCGGCCAGCGUGGAACAACAAGCUGGAGUACAUCCUGGCCCAGGUGGGCUUCUCUGUCGGUCUUGGAAAUGUCUGGAGGUUUCCUUACCUGUGCCAGAAAAACGGUGGAGGUGCGUACCUGGUGCCCUACUUCAUCCUCCUCCUCCUCAUCGGCAUCCCCCUGUUCUUCCUGGAGCUGGCGGUGGGUCAGAGGAUCAGGCGUGGCAGCAUCGGGGUGUGGAACUACGUUUACCCUCAGCUGGGAGGCAUCGGGGUCUCCAGCCUCAUGGUUUGCGGUUUCGUGGGGCUCUAUUAUAACGUGAUUAUCGGCUGGAGCAUCUUCUAUUUCUUCCAGUCCUUUCAGUAUCCGCUGCCUUGGGCUGAGUGCCCCAUCCAGAGAAAUGGAACCCAAGCCAUUGUGGAGCCAGAGUGUGAGAAGAGCUCAGCGACCACCUACUUCUGGUACCGGCAGACUCUGAACAUCACCAGCAGCAUCGACGACACUGGCGGUCUGAACUGGAAGAUGACUCUGUCCCUGCUGGUGGCUUGGAUCAUGGUCUGCCUGGCAGUCAUCAAGGGCAUCCAGUCCUCUGGGAAGGUGAUGUACUUCAGCUCUCUAUUCCCGUAUGUGGUGCUUUUCUGCUUCCUGGUACGAGGCUUGAUGAUGAAGGGGGCGGUGGACGGCAUCGCUCACAUGUUCACCCCAAAGCUGGAGAAGAUGUUGGAGCCGCAGGUGUGGCGAGAAGCAGCCACGCAGGUCUUCUUCGCUCUGGGUCUCGGCUUCGGAGGCGUCAUCGCUUUCUCCAGCUACAACAAGCGAGACAAUAACUGUCACUUCGAUGCAGCGCUGGUUUCCAUCAUCAACUUUGUGACGUCCAUCUUGGCCACUUUGGUGGUGUUUGCCGUUCUGGGGUUCAAGGCGAAUGUCAUGAACGAGAAGUGUGUCGUCGAGAAUGCAGAGAAGAUCCUGGGUUUCCUGAACACAGGUGUGCUGAGCAGAGAGCUCAUCCCUCCUCAUAUCAACUUCUCCCACCUGUCAGCCCAGGACUAUGCAGAAAUGUACGGAGUCAUAAAGACGGUAAAGGAAGACAGCUUCGGCCAAAUGGGCCUCGAUGCUUGUGUCCUGGAGGAUGAACUCAAUAAGGCGGUUCAGGGCACUGGCUUGGCGUUCAUCGCCUUUACGGAGGCCAUGACCCACUUCCCCGCCAGCCCCUUCUGGUCCGUCAUGUUCUUCUUCAUGCUGAUCAACCUGGGAUUGGGCAGCAUGAUCGGCACCAUGACCGGCAUCACCACUCCCAUACUGGACGCUUUCAAGAUCCGUAAAGAGAUCCUGUGUGUGGCUUGCUGUGUCAUAGCCUUCCUGUUAGGCCUACUGUUUGUGCAACGUUCAGGGAACUACUUUGUCACCAUGUUUGACGACUACUCCGCUGGUUUACCUCUCACUGUGGUGGUGAUCCUGGAGAACGUCUCUGUGGCCUGGAUCUAUGGCACGAAGAGGUUCAUGCAGGACCUGGAGGACAUGCUUGGUUUCAGGCCGUAUUCCUUCUAUUACUACAUGUGGAGAUACGUGUCGCCUGCUGUCUUGGUGGUGCUCAUCGUGGCCACUGUCAUCGAGAUGGCCGUCAGUCCUGCAGGAUACAACGCCUGGGUGGAGUCCGAGGGCUCAGAGCGUUUCCAGAGCUACCCCCCCUGGGCUUUAGGUAUGGCCUACGCCCUCAUCGUGGUCGCCAUGCUGCCUUUACCCCUCGUCUACAUCGCCCGCCACUUCAACUUGAUCUCCGACGGCUCCAACAAGCUGUCCGUCUCCUACCGCAAAGGCAUGAUGAAGGACAUCUCCAACCUGGAGGAGCAGGACGAGCAGCGCUUCAUCCUCAGCAAGAACCCCAGCGAGGCGCCCUCCCCCAUGCCGGCCCACCGCGCUUACCUCGGCCCCGGCGGCACCCAGGAGAUGACCAACACCAACUACGGCACCAGCACCAAGACGGGCUACCAGAACAUCGGCUCGCCUGAGUCUGAGCUAUGA
Molecule: messenger RNA, 2193 nt
Organism: Stegastes partitus (bicolor damselfish)
Lineage: Eukaryota; Metazoa; Chordata; Actinopteri; Pomacentridae
Gene: slc6a17
Product: solute carrier family 6 member 17
Exons: 11
Coding region: 1-2193 (730 amino acids)
Biological process (GO): proline transport; L-leucine transport; glycine transport
Cellular component (GO): plasma membrane; synaptic vesicle
Source: RefSeq, a predicted model, not a curated record